This is a messenger RNA of Mangifera indica (mango), 1269 nucleotides long. RefSeq names its product WUSCHEL-related homeobox 13-like. The transcript has 3 exons. Lineage: Eukaryota; Viridiplantae; Streptophyta; Magnoliopsida; Sapindales; Anacardiaceae. The record is from RefSeq and is a predicted model, not a curated record. Bases 253 to 1008 code for a protein of 251 amino acids. Gene Ontology annotation, molecular function: DNA-binding transcription factor activity; DNA binding.
CUAGAAAGUGAAAGAAGAAGACAAAAAGGCUCUGUAUGCAACAGCUAUUGCUAAAGUACGCUGCAGGGGACACGUUACCACCUUCCAUCACCGUCUCGCUUUCUUCCACACCUUCUUGUUUCUUUCCCACUCAAAACAGAGACUUUUCUUUUGGUUUCACAGGGAAUUCAUCGAAGGGCUCUGAACAGGACGAAGGUUUAAUAGAGCUUGAUGAAAUUGUAAUUGGAGUGAAGUGAGAAGAACAAGAAGAAAAUGAUGAAAUGGGAUAACGAAGAAUCGUUGGAGAAUCAUCAGAAUAAUAAUUAUAAUAAAAGUAGUAACCAGAGAGAUGAUCAGAAUGGAAGCAGUGCUAAUGGUGCAAUGUAUGUGAAGGUUAUGACUGAUGAACAACUUGAAACUCUCAGGAAACAGAUUGCUGUUUACGCUACUAUUUGUGAACAGCUUGUUGAAAUGCAUAAAUCCCUCUCUGCCCACCAAGAUCUUGCAGGAGGCCGGUUGGGGAGUCCGUAUUUUGAUCCAUUGAUGGCAUCUACUGGGCACAAGAUUACGGCUAGACAAAGGUGGACUCCAACGCCUUUGCAGCUUCAAAUUCUGGAGAGAAUUUUCGAUGAAGGAAAUGGAACUCCAAGCAAACAAAAGAUCAAACAGAUAACCUCUGAGCUCAGCCAGCAUGGCAAAAUCUCUGAAACAAAUGUAUACCAUUGGUUCCAAAAUAGACGUGCUAGAUCAAAGAGGAAGCAAGUGGUUGCUAGUUCAUCGGCUAAUGCUGAAUCAGAGGUAGAGACAGAGGUUGAUUCAAUGAUUGAACACAAGGCUAAACCAGAGAACUUUAGCUCCCAACAGAACACAGCUCCAAGGGCUGAUGAUCUUUGCUUUCAGAGCCCUGAGAUAACCACUCAACUCCAUCUUUUGAGUAUGUUGUCAAAUACAAGAGAUGAACACCUAUCUGGUAAAAUGGGAAUGGGAGGGAGCUUCAAUCUUUAUGAGCAUGCAGAAGACUAUAAUUAAUUUCUCUGACAGAUGUAAUGAGUAGGAGCCAUCGAGAGGUAGUAGUUCAGUCUGAUUAUUGGGACUUCCACCAUGCAUGCUUGAUGUAGCAAAGUUUCAUCUUCUUCUGGUUUGAUUUUGUUACCAAAUGAUCUGGUUAUGUAAUUUGAAGAAUGAACUCUUUUUCCAGUAUUUAUAGAAUCAUAAUUUUGUAUUGCUUUUGAAUUUAAAAGCCUUUUUCCUUCUGUUAGUAGAAUGGUCUCCGGAUUUUCAUUUGAUGAA